Messenger RNA from Xyrauchen texanus (razorback sucker), 6882 nucleotides. RefSeq names its product homeobox protein Hox-B9a-like. Gene Ontology annotation, molecular function: DNA-binding transcription factor activity, RNA polymerase II-specific; RNA polymerase II cis-regulatory region sequence-specific DNA binding. The transcript is spliced from 2 exons. Gene Ontology annotation, cellular component: nucleus. Gene Ontology annotation, biological process: proximal/distal pattern formation; embryonic skeletal system morphogenesis; regulation of transcription by RNA polymerase II. Bases 4412 to 5158 code for a protein of 248 amino acids. The record is from RefSeq and is a predicted model, not a curated record. NCBI's taxonomy places the organism in Eukaryota, Metazoa, Chordata, Actinopteri, Cypriniformes, Catostomidae.
GAAUUGCUCCAGUAAAAAGCACUGAGGAGACAGUGGCGAUUUCAUUCACAGUAUUGAUAACCUGUAAAAUCAUCGAUUCUGUACGGACAAUGUUUUAGUUCAAUUUAGUCAAUACUGUUUGUUUUAAAUGCAUUUUUGACAUCCUGUUACACGUAUAUUAACAGAAUACGUUCUAAUAAUAGCAUAUAUAUAUUCCCUGCGAAUUGGAUAUUUUAAAUGAACGCUUGACCACAUAAGCGAUUCUUCUUGACCAUUAAAUGUUUAUUGAAAUAUGUUUACCUGCCAAGUGCAUCAGUUAACACAGAGUGGAAAAAUCAUUACUCGUGUGCAGUACAAUCAACACACCAGAACUAUGUAUUUCCAUAGUUUCAUUAAGGCUUUAACAUGCCACACAUCACUGUAAUCUGCAUUGUGAAGUUUUCAACAUGUCAACUAUCCAAGGAUUUUUUUUUUAUCUACCUCUUCAAUACACAGGGCCGAACAUUUUUAUUAAAUUAAUAAUAAGCUAAAUUAACAUCAUAACCUAGGUCGACCUAUGAAAACAAUCCUUCUUAUAUGUUUUAUUUGCAACACCUAACAUUUAGGAACAGACUAUGCAUUUAUAAAUAAAUUUAACGUUUAGAUUUUCUUGUUAAACAUAAUGGCAGAUCGAUAAUUUGAGAAAAAGCAGUCGUUCCCUAAACUCUGGUGUUAAGACUUUCAGUAUUAAUGACUAGACUUUUCUGUCAUAGACAUAUUCAUUUUAGAAGAAGUGUAAUACAAAACAGCAUGGUCAAAAGUAUGCAUUAACCUUGUAGAAUAACUGAUAGGAGCAACGUCCUAAUAGAACAAACAUAGGCUUUUUCAUGCUGUUUUGAUACUUAAUGAAGUUGCAUUUGAUGUUGAUUUAAAUCAAAUGUUGCUUUGUAAUAUUUGCAGCCUGCAUGCUUGUGGCUGAUCAAAACAGCAGGCAACGACAAUUAACUACAGUCAAUAUCUCGUUAAUGCCAGUCAAUAAAAUCUUACCUACAAUUGAAAAAAAUAUCCGUAAUUUUAACGGUGAAAGAAUGUAAAAAUGCUACAGUAAAACAUUGGAAAAUUGGUUAAGAGGUAGUUACUACAUAUAUCGUAAAUGAUAAUGUAUUUAACAAUACAUGGCGCAUACUGUAAAAUAUUGUAAAAAAUAGUCAAAUGUAUUAACUUUACUGCAUAACGUAAAAAGGUUAAACAAGAGAAUACAUGUGCUUUUUACGGUAGACUAUUGUGAAAAUUAUGGUGAAAAAAAAAAUAAUCAGGCUAGUUAUGAUUCUUCUUAUUUUGUAAGAUCAGUAAUUAUAUUGGGGUGAUCUGUGUUAUAUUUUCUAUAGUUUAGUAAUAUUUAUUGCAGCGUUGUAGUGCUACUUUUGUUAACCUGCAGUGUUUUGUGUUUGAGUGGGUGAGACUGUGCACUGUCUCUAUACGUGUGUAUUAAUUAUGUCUCAAGAAAGGGCCACUUUUGAUGAACUUAAAGUGAUCAUAUGGCAUUUAGUAGUUGUCACGUCCGUGGUGAUUAACACCAAAUUUGAAAGUGAAAAGCAGGCUUUAAUAUUUCUGUAAGGUAUAUCAAGUUACAAUGUGGCUGGUCAGAUAGUGUGUAGUUUUAAGAAGUUUUAUCCUAUGAGAAUAUUUAUUUAUUUAUCUAUUUUUCUGUAUGAACAAGGAGACCCUCUCGAUCAUGUUAAGGUUCACUCCUAAACAUUCAUUUUAUGAGAUAAAACGAUUGGGCAUAUCCUUACGGAGAGUUUUGCAACAGUGCUAAUGUUGAAUAUUAAGACAUUGUAAACUAUCCCUCACGGGAUUAAUUUUUACUGCUGCUAAUAGCGGAGCAGGGAUAUGAUAAUCUCCUUGUUGCUGAUGUGUUGAGAAACUGAAGACAUUCUAGGAAAAAAAGGUAAACACAGAGAGUGUGGACAAGGAUGGUACUGAGCCUGCUCAACAGAGGACAAGUCUGGUGUUUGCCAAUAUGAGGGAGAACUGUGUUAAUGUGCUGAGAUGUAUUUAAAGCGAACGGCCCUAAAAUAAUAACAGUGAGUUGAUGUUUCACUUUAAACUGUAAUAGAUGACACAUGUCUUUGUUGAGGUCAGGUGUGGCCACAGAUGCCAAACAACACGCUUAUAAAUGAAUGAAACUGCUUAUAUAUAAAGGCAAUAUACGCAUUGUUUUUAUUAAAUGUACGUCACGUCAUAGACGUUCACUAGCUGUUGAUAGUAUGUGGCAUAGAAUAGAAUAGCAUAGAAUACAGGCCCGUGUUGUGUUAUAAAACAUUUCCCCAAAUUAAUUACAAUGUAGCAUUCAAUGCACAUUUUCAGAGAUAUUUUUCAGUAUCUCUGUGGUUCCUGCACACACACACACACACACACACACACACACACACACACACACACACACACACACACACACACACACACACACACACACACACACACACACACACACACACACACACAGUGUUGGUCUACCUAACAUUAUGAGGACUUUCAAUAGACAUAAUAAUUUUUAUACUGUACAAACUAUAGAUUAUAUCCUCUAAACCCAACACAACCCCUAAACCUAACCCUCAAAAAACCUUUCUGAAUUUUUACAUUUUCAAUAAAACAUCGUUUAAUAGGUUUUUUAUUCUAUUGAAAUUAUGGGAACACUAGAAUUGUCCUCGUAAACCACAUAAACAUGCCCCCCCCCCCCACACACACAUAUAUUUAUACAUACAUACACACACACACACAUACACACAUAUAUUUAUACACACACACACACACACACAUAUAUUUAUACACGCGCACACACACACACACACACACACACACACACACACACACACACACACACACACACACACACACACACACACACACACAUAUAUAUAUAGCACUGCGCCGCCGAUGUGUUAACUUAAAUUCAGUUUAAUGUUGAAUUAGGUUUAGGGUUGAAUUAACUUUAAGCUUUGUCCUUUUGAUGUAAUUGUUCCGAUGUCCUGAUUAAUUGGUGUGGUUUUCCUGAGCUAUCUCCCUCUAUAGCACUAUUUAUUGCACAAAAGCUCUGUUUAUAGUAGUGGGUGUGGUUUGCAAAAAAUAAAACAUUAUGAAAAAAAAAUAUAACGUUGACAAGAACACUGUUACGUCACUUGUUGUGUGUUUAUAUAUGGUGUUAUCGGCCCUGUUGCUGAAGCACAACGGCACCAUAACCCUGAUUUAAUUCAAAUUCUGAAGGGGUCAAAUAUUUCUUGCGUAUGGCCAAGAUGCACAGUGAAUGCUGAGAUGUUACGUUAUUCCAAUCGUAAUUUAAAAUGUCUAGCGCAAUAAGCUGCACGCAUAAUGGACGAUUGUGUACUUUAAUAAAGCAACAGAGUGAAAAAGGACUAAUCUUGUUUAUUUUAUGUAUGUGUGAGUGCGAAGUAAGCGCCUGGUUGGAAUAUUACAGCGGAGUCGUUCACGGUCCUCGCCAGAGGCAGUAUAUCAGGCCAAUAAAAAUCAAAGCUGCCUGAUGUAGUAUUUUAUUAUAGUAUUAAAGGACCAAAAAAGUUCAAAUAGUUUCUUCCAUAAAUACAAGGGGAUUGCCGCACGGUGGUGUUUAAUACCCUCGUUAAGAAAAAAAAUAAAUACUGUUAAUUUUCCAAUAAAGCGGUUCAUUAUCUCAACGUACUCCUUUUACUCCAUGAAGGAAGAUGUUUGCCUGCUUGGCGGUUUAGAAGUUUAAACAGAUGAGAGUAUAAAAUAAUUUAGAAAAAAAUAAAAUAAAACAAACAAAAAUAAAAUGAAUAAAUUAUGGUUUGGUGAACUUUGCAAGCGCACGUCACUGUCUCCAUUUGUGAAGUUAUUUGUAGUCUUGUUAAAUAUAUCGAUAAAGCGUCCUGAUAAUAUAAUAAUAGUUGUCAUGUUUAAUAAUAAUUGUUUUAUCAAGUAAAUAUGAUCAAGCUCCCCUUCAGCACUUAUGCUAUAUAACACUGAAUAAUGCAUACAUUCACAGAAAAAAAUUCUUUCACUUAUUUGUAGCUUAUUGUCACGCAUAUGCAUUUUAAUACAUGCCAAAACGUUUCAUAAUUAAAGUUGCCAUUUUCUCGACUGCUUGUAGAUAUCUGAAGAUAUAUGGACACAAUCCCAUUUUGCAUAUUGCAUAAACAAGACAAUUUAUUUAGACUAUGGGAAAUACAGAGAGCACAAGAGGAGGAGAGCUCUGUACAGCCUGUUGGCGGAUUGAUUUACACCCCAUUGACGCUUUAUCAGGCUCGCGAAAAAAGUCUGACCAAUCACUUCGCUCAGAGCGCACACCAUAGAAGCCCGGCUCUACUUUGUUGGCGAGCGAGUACCGUAGAAGUACCGUAAAGAGGGAAGUAAAACACAUUUUUAUGAUACAUGUUUUCCGUUCAAUGAACAGUACGUUAUAUAAUGUCCGAGAAUGUCCAUUUCUGGAACUCUAAGCAACUAUUUUGUCGAUUCUAUCAUAAGUCAUGAAGGAGAAGACCCGAACGCGUCUCGCUUCUCCAGUGUACAGUACUCCAGCGCCAGACCGCCGGGAUCCGUCGAGCAUCCAGAGUUUCCCUCUUGUAGCUUCCAGCCCAAGCCUCCUGUGUUUAGUUCUUCAUGGAGUCCAUUCAGUUCCCACGCGUCCAAUGGCUUACCAGCGGUCUACCAUCCCUACAUACCGACGCAGCCUGUGCCUUCCACGGAUACCCGAUACCUCCGCACAUGGCUCGACUGUGCCCCGAGAGCAGAGCCACUGCCUGGGCAAGGACAGGUCAAGAUGGAGCCGCUCCUGGGACAUCUCGGUGAACCACCGAAACUCGGUGGGCAGCAUGAAUACAUCUUGGAGUCGUCAACAGCACGGGAGAUGAAUUCUGGUCACAGCGUCGGAUUCGAAGACAAUAAGGACGUAUGCGAUAGCGAGGACAAAGAGGGACCGGAUCAAAACGACCCAUCGGCCAACUGGUUACACGCUCGAUCUUCCCGGAAAAAACGAUGUCCAUACACUAAAUAUCAGACCCUGGAGCUUGAGAAGGAAUUUUUGUUCAAUAUGUACCUCACCCGGGACCGGAGACACGAAGUAGCUCGCCUGCUGAACUUGACAGAGCGACAAGUAAAAAUUUGGUUCCAAAACCGAAGGAUGAAAAUGAAGAAAAUGAAUAAGGACCAGCCGAAAGAAUGAUAAUGCAGACUCGUGCCUGGAUUUCAAGUAUAUGUCUGUUAAAUCUGGAAGCUGAUGCAAGAGUGUUUUUACUGCAUCAAUAAGACACACACACACACACACACACACACACACACACACACACACACACACACACACACACACACACACACACACACACACACACACACACACCACUAUGCGAAUGAACUGACAGCAUUUAACAGACUGUAAGGGAGAGGUGAGAUGACGCAGAGGGCGAAAACGUUUUGCCAUAUCUCCCUUGAAAGCUACUUUUUAUGACUUGUGAAAGAAACAAACACUUCACCGGGAUAAAAACUGGUGAUAAGGAACUGGUUCAACAAGGUUACGAGGAAUUGAACAUAUUGUGCUUUGUAAAGUUGGUCUGUCUGGUUUUGCAUUCCUUGUUUAUCAUUCCUUUUAUAAACGCUUAUAGAAGAUGUAUUUAACAAACAUCAUUAAUACAAAAUAAAAUAAAAUAAUUUGCUUAUCUGUAGGCCUACAAACGUUCACGUGGAAAUGUAUCAACCUGAGUUCUGUUUACAAAAUGAUAAUGGUUAUUGUUUUUAUUGUAAGAGUCAAGUAAAAAAAUUUGAUGUAUUUGGCAUUUACUUUAUUUUAAAGCAAAGUCUGCUCUAAAAUCUAUCUUUAUUUUAACCAUAGCCUGGAGAUUCGUUCGAUAGUUAUUGUAUCAUUCAUUUCAAAUAAUGAAUUAUUUAAACUCUGAACUAUGUUGUAUUGCCUGAACAUUAGGCUACUGCGUUCAUGGUAAAUAUCUCGAUUUAACGCUUGCUUAAAAUAUGGGUUAAAAACUGUUUCUAUGAGUAAUACAUAACGAAAAGCAACAACUUGUAUUAGACUUCUGGAUCGGAGUGUCGCCCGCUAUAUUUGUAGUGUGCCAGUAACCAUUGAAUUCAGUCGGUCUUAAAUGUUUAACAACCUUUAAUUCGGCCGCAAUUAUGAAUUCAGUUGUUUACAUAAAUUUGCGCAUGCCUCGUUAUAGUGUAGUUUUCUUAUGAACGUGUUUUUGAAAAAGAUAGUAGCCUAUUAAUUCAAAGCUGUUUUAUGUGUGGUAUUAGGAUUGUAAUUUUAAUUUAUUGUAAAUACUUUAAUAGCCUUGUUUCUUUAAACGUAAUGUGUUUUUUUGUCAAAUAUUUUUUACACUUCAAAACUACACUUGAAAGAGGAGAUAGAAGUAAUCUUUUAAUGUUCAUAUAUUGUUUUCACUUUCCAUAUAUGUCCAGAAUUCAUUAUGUUGUUUGUAUUGUCAAUGAUGUUUUCUUUUUGAAUUGUCUCGUUCCUCCAUAUUGAUUGGUUUGUUCAGAGAAUGUGUAACACUGUGGUUUGACUUUACUCUGAUGCCGAGCACGUUGCUCUUAAAAUUGCAAACACUCUUAAUUGCAAGUGGCUAUUAACCUAACUCUUUCCCACCUUUGACAUAUCAUACCCCUGCCUCUCUCUCUCUCUCUAGCUCUCUCUCUCUCUCUGGCUCGCUCUCUUUCUCUCUAAGACACGCACGCACUCACACAAAACACCACGCUCAUUGUUUUAUUGUCUCAGUACAUUUCAUGUAAGUCAAGAAAUAGUACCGCAAGAUUAUGAUGAUCAUGCACCUGUUUUAACUCGAGUCAACAAAACAUCUGAAUAGUUUGGACACUACUUUGUUGUUGUUAACCUGUGCAAUUGCACGGCUGAUGCUGGACUGAAAUUAAAAGUUUACAAAG